Messenger RNA from Blepharisma stoltei, 201 nucleotides. Lineage: Eukaryota; Ciliophora; Heterotrichea; Heterotrichida; Blepharismidae. The record is from the annotation of a GenBank genome assembly.
AUGAGCUGGAAUCCUUGGAGGAGAAAAUAUGGUAAUUGAAGGAAGAAUGAGGUGAGACUGAAAGGAGCAACGAAGAUGAAGGCAAAAGUGGGAGUAGCAAGGAGGUCCAGAAAGAAAACAGCUUGCUUGAGGGAGAUCUGCUGCAUUUGGAAGGAUUGAUCCAGGUUACGGACAGAGCAGGCAAAAUGGGAAGGAGCAUAA